AUGGCGCCGCUGACGCGCUCGGCGUCCAAGCAGCGGCCGUGGUCCAAAAUGAGGGACGGCAUCGAAUUCAACGCCUCGCCCGCCGGCGCCAACGGCGCGGGCGGUGCCCUUUUCAAUGGCAACGGCAAGGCGUCGCCGCACGCCUCCAUCCAUUGGAGCGACGACAGCGGCGAAGAGGACGCGGCGUCGGCCGGCGGGCUUUCGCGGCGGCGGCGCAACGGCGGCGGCCGC
Monoraphidium neglectum is the source of this 231-nucleotide messenger RNA. RefSeq lists its product as hypothetical. The transcript has a single exon. Lineage: Eukaryota; Viridiplantae; Chlorophyta; Chlorophyceae; Sphaeropleales; Selenastraceae. The record is from RefSeq and is a predicted model, not a curated record. The annotation marks the transcript as partial.